This is a messenger RNA of Colletotrichum godetiae, 786 nucleotides long. RefSeq lists its product as uncharacterized. Lineage: Eukaryota; Fungi; Ascomycota; Sordariomycetes; Glomerellales; Glomerellaceae. The record is from RefSeq and is a predicted model, not a curated record. The annotation marks the transcript as partial. The transcript is spliced from 2 exons.
AUGGUUCGUGGCCAGAUUUCAACCGAGGACGUGACGAAGCGAUUGAAAGAGAUCGAGUCAAGCUUGACAACCACGACAACGACCAAGACGGGAUCGAAGGACGCGGCUCAGGUUAUACCUCCCGCGGAGAAGCAAGCACUGAAGAAUACCUUAGAGAUAUACACAGGCGAGCCUGAAGGAAGCGAGGAAACUGAAGCUUUACACCGACUACUGAAGAAGAGCUGCGUCGAGAUGGCGAUGAACCGCAUCGACGGCAAGGAGGAGCUUUAUGUGGGAGGCAUCUGGGCUUUGCGCCGCCCGUCGGCACUGAAGGAGCGUAACAUUACCCACAUACUCUCCAUGCUGCGAUUCGACCCAGCCGGUCUCAAGAGUGAGACCGACACCUGGGAGAACUACGGACAGAACUAUAAGCAUAUGGUCAUCGGCAUCGACGACGUCGAGGACGAGGAUCUGCUCAUUCAUCUGCCCAAGGCUGUUCGUUUUAUCGAGGAUGCACUGUACCCUGGCAGCAGCAGCAGCAGCAGCAGCAAGAAGACGGUCUCAGACGGGCCUGAAGAGGAGGCCCAGAAGGACAAGAGCUUUGAGGAGAAGGCCAAGCGCUUGAAGGCAGCUGUGGCCAAGGAUUUGGAGACCGAGUCUGAGACCGAGGCGAAGACUGCCUCGGCGCCGGCGGCAGCGGCGGCGAAGCCCACAGAUCCGGACGCCAUCCUCCCUGCCCCCCUAUUCGAGAACCUGAAUUUGAGCUCCGACGGGGAGAAGCCGGACCCCAACACCCCUGGCGGCGUC